Lathyrus sativus (Indian pea) is the source of this 270-nucleotide messenger RNA. The record is from the annotation of a GenBank genome assembly. NCBI's taxonomy places the organism in Eukaryota, Viridiplantae, Streptophyta, Magnoliopsida, Fabales, Fabaceae.
AUGAAAGAGUUGAAGGUGUUUAAUCCCAAGGCUUGGGAGUGGUUGAUCAAAAUACCUACAAAAUCAUUAUGCAUACCAUGUAGACAUGUAGUUGUUGCCUUAGGCUUUAGGAACCAACACCCUGAAGACUAUGUAUAUGACUGUCAUUCUAAAGAAACAUAUGUGGCAUGCUAUGAUUUUAAUAUUAGCACAAUUAAUGGCCAAGACAUGUGCCUUGAGGUUAAUAGUAAGGAGAUGGUUGCCUCCAUCAUACAAAAGAGGCACUGGUAG